Homalodisca vitripennis (glassy-winged sharpshooter) is the source of this 3923-nucleotide messenger RNA. Its product is annotated as uro-adherence factor A-like. Lineage: Eukaryota; Metazoa; Arthropoda; Insecta; Hemiptera; Cicadellidae. Bases 182 to 3871 code for a protein of 1229 amino acids. The record is from RefSeq and is a predicted model, not a curated record. The transcript has 3 exons.
ACCAUAUCAUUCCAUUAGAAAACGUUCCAAGUGGAUCUGCUUAAUACGUUGCUUUUCUUACAGCUUCAAUGAAAAACUGAUAAUUAUUUAAAGGUCAUGAUGAACUAAUUGGAUAUCUAGUUCUCUCUGCUAUUUUCUCACAUAUUAUCCAAUAAGAUCAAGCCUAAGUAUAAAGAAAAAGAUGAUCACGUGGGCUGUCAUGGUAUCCUCUCUUGUGUUUCUAACUGCCGCACAUUCGUCCCUACAGUCUGACGAGUAUUUUGAGUAUUACGAGGAUGAGAAACACCACUACAUGCUCGAGGACCCAGAGAACUCAAGUUCUACUGUAGAGAACACCAUUCCUCCAGCGUCCAAGGUAGUCAUUCCAAUAGACACAACAGAUGAAGAACUAGGACUUCCUUCAAUACAGAAAGAAAUAAUCUCUAAUAAUAACGUCACACACGUAACAAACGACGCAAGCAAAAGCCCUCAGUUAGGACCUGUGCCAAGGAAUAAUAUUAGUAAUCAUAAUUCUCAAACAUUAUCAAAUAAAGAAGCUUCACAUAGUAAUUCCUCUCGUCAAAACAUUAAAAAACAAUUUAAAAACAAACCAGCUCAUGGAUUCCCCACAGUUCCUUUGUCAAGGAAAAGUGGUACAAAUAAAACCGAAGAAACUAAUGAAAAAAUCUUAAUAAAAUCUUCAUUGCCUCUAAAAAGUAAUCAUAAACUCUUGAGGCAAGAAAAUACUCAUGAUGCUAUACCAACAAACCGUAUUCACAAUUAUACGUUUAACUCAAUAAAUAAUAACAACGUACCAAUAUCAUCAGUUGUGGAAUUAAAAAAUAAAAAUGAGUCAUUUGAGACCGGUCUCAAGUCUAGUCAGUCUUUCCAUGGGUUAGAGAAACACAAAAUCUACAGAAGAUCUUCUUAUAACAACAAACCUAAAGUCAUGCAUCCAUUUGGAGAAACUGCAGUUGUUCAUCUAGCAGACAUUUUAACUAAAAAUAAAAUCUUGUAUGGCAAAGGAAACCCCAGUAAUAAAAAGACCUUCCUAAUAAAAAAACCUUUGCACUUACAUAAAGAGAGUAAGGAAUCUGAUAAUUCAAAUUCUAACAGAAAAGAAGAUUCAUACUACGUUGCAGAAGAAGCAAAACUCUUAAAUUCAGGUCGUUCUCAUAAUGAAGUUCUAAUCGGCGGUAAUGUAUUACAGGAUAUAGUAAACCAAGAUAAAGUUACUGAGCUACCUGCGAUAAAGUAUAGGAAUAAGAGAUUAGGAUUUGAUAUCAUCGAUUAUGGUGGAGAUACCGUAUUAAUAAACCCAAAAAUCAAUUCAAAAACGAUCUCAAGUAGAAAAUUACAAAAUUAUACUUCUCCAGAUACAGACAGAUAUGCUGAGAACAAUGGUUUACUUGCAUUGAGUAUUCCUAUUUCCACAAUCAUUAAAGAUAAUCGAAUUAACCCAAGCUUAUUAGACAGUACAGAUGAAGCACCACUUUCUGCAGAUAUAUCUACAUCAAGUUCUAAUUACCCAGGACAAUCAUCAAGUACUAAAUCAGAAACUAAAUCACCACCUGAGGAUCUUUUAUCAGAUACUACAUCAUUACCUGUGUAUUUUUCAUCGGGUACUACAUCAUUACCUAUGGACGUUUUACCAGAUACUACAUCAUUACCUGUGGAUGUUUUAUCGGAUACUACAUCAUUACCUGUGGAUUUUUCAUUGGAUACUACAUCAUUACCUGUGGAUAUUUUAUCGGAUACUACAUCAUUACCUAUGGACGUUUUAUCAGAUACUAGAUCAUUACCUGAGGAUGUUUCAUCGGAUACUAUAUUAUUACCUAUGGAUUUUGUAUCGGAUACCACAUCAUUACCUGUGGACUUUUCAUCGGAUACUACGUCAUUACCAGUUUAUGUAUUAUCACAUACUACAUCAUUACCUAUGGAUGUAUCAUUAGAUACUGCAUCAUUACCUGUGACUCUUGUAUCAGACGAAUCCACUUCCGCAGAAUCAAUAAAUAUUACUCACUAUUUAAUAUUAAACAACAUAAUGCCAGCUUCUAAUGGAACAUAUCACGAUGAAGAUUUUGAAUCAGGUCAUUUGUUAUCCGAUAAACAUGAGGCUAAAAUCCUGGAUAGUUCGAAACGAAAUAACAGUUCAACUCCAGUUCUACAUUUAAACACUCGUGAUAGAUCUCCUAAGACUGUUGAUCAUGCAACGACGGAAUCGAUAUAUAAUUUAACAGAAGAUUUGCAAACUGCAGAAAAUGUUAAUUCAAGUUUGCUUCCAGAUGCUAUUAAAUAUGGCCCAACUCCUUUUUUACAAUAUAAUGAAACGAAUAGUAACAACUCGUUAAAUAUUGGAACUGCACAACAUAAUAGUAGUAACUUAGAAAUUCACAAUAUCACCUAUAAUUUUAAAACAUAUACUCGUACUCCUGUGGUGUUACGUGAUACUCACCAACCUCGUGUUAAACCUACGACAAGUAAUUAUUCGAAAAACAUUGCAGAAACUACGAAUGCUUCCUUCAUAUAUCCUAAAACAUCAAUCUAUCCACACAAUAAAAUAUCUUUGGAUGAGAUGAAUAAAACUGUUGAAUUAACACUACCGAGUAAAAAUAAGAGUGACACAAAAAGAAGGCUAGAAAUUGAACCCAUGGAUGGUGAAGUGCUUCAUAGUUAUGAACAUAUUUCAUAUCCUUUGAACUAUACCGUCAAGGAAAAAUAUAUUCCACUACCUAGAAACUCUUCAGGCUUUGAAAUACUGAGGAAGCUUAAUGUUUCAUUCCCCCUUGCGCUAUACAAACUUCCACCGCGCGUAAAAAUGAUUACUACAAAAAUAAUAAGGAAGAGAAGAGUUAAGAAACCGAGGCGAAAAGCUUUAGCGGACCACAUGAAACCAAAUACAUCUGACUCUUCUCAUGAGGAAAUUAUUACACUGCCAGUUUUAGAAAAUACAACUACACUUGAUGUUAACGAAAUAUCUGCGGAAACAAUAAAAAAUGAAACAACUUUCAUUCCAACCAAUAAUAAUAGAAAUGAUAAUAGUACAUUAUUAACAAAAGAUCAAAGUACUGUCACUAGAGAGACGCCCCUCAACCAGAGUACACAGCAUAUAGUUACGCUACAAAAUUAUGAAGACAGUUUAAAAGAACUAAUAUUAAAUAGUUCAAAGGAGAGCAAAACAGAUAGUCCAGUCAUACACACAUUCCUUACUACCAAUACUACAGAUCACGUACAAGACAAACUUGUAGAAAAACGUAUUCAUAUCAAACCCGAAAGGGAAAAAACUCAAGAUUAUUCGGAGGGCAAUACAAAUGAGAAUAUGGACAACACAGAUGAAUUUAAAGAUGCAUAUGUUACAACGGAACCAAAUGUUACAGACAUGUGUGAACUUCAUGAUUAUUCACCCUUUCUGGGUUUGAAUCCAAAUAAUAAAAUUAUAGAUACGAACAGAAGGUCUGGAGCUCUGAAGGACAAUAUUAAAUAUUACACUACAUCCUCUGCUGAUAAUGCUAGAAAAAUAGUCACGUUUAAGAAAGAAAUAAAAGAUGCAAAAUCUGAUCCAUCUAAAAUGUAUACUAAAAUCUCAAUGAGUAAUUUUGUAAGUAAGCCUUCUAAUGAUAAACGUGAUGAGCCACAAAUUCGUGUGCAUGCUGACUCAAAUUUAGUCAAUUAUUUACUAGACAAGGGGCAAUCGAAAGAAAAUUCAAAAGAAUGGAUGGAUUAUGAAGCUAUUACUGUGGAACCUGAUUUAUCACAAGGUUUAAAAGCUACAGAAAAUGAUAGUAGCGUUUUUGAAACUGUUAUAGAAACAAAAUCCAUUACUAAGAAUACAAAAACAGUUAGAAUAAACCGGUUGCCUAAAAAUAUUAUCAACGUUGAAAUUGUAGCAUAAAAUAAAUUUGAACCUCACUUAUUUCAAUAUUAAAACAUUUUUAAAAAAGAAA